GUGCUGUUAAGUAGGGUCGCCAUGGAUAGAUGCUUAGGGAGGGUCAAGGGGGAUUCACCUCCCCGUUUUAGCCAAUGUACACGCACUUAAGAUAAGUGUCCUCUUAUCGUCACUAAUUAAGUAAGUAUCAGCUGUCUUUUUUCCCAAGCGAUCGACAAGAUAGUAGUUCUGAACCUCCCCCCUCUUGACUGUUCCCCUAUCUCAUCCCACUUUCGUUUUGCCAUGGCUUGAUUCUGUUAUCAGUUAAACUCUGUGUCUCCUAUCUCGGGAGGUUGUGGGGACUCGUCAAGGCUAGCACGGGACACGAAAGACAAAAACUUCAGCCUAGACUGUCCCGCCUACCUAAUCAUUCGCAAAAAAUAACAGCUGUCAUAUCCCCACAAGUUAAAAAGAUUGGAGUUUUUUUUAGAAACAUGAGUUGAAAACAUAAAAUAGUCUAAGUAGGUAUUCAGAUAUACUAGUGUCUAGAUCUUUUCUUGAAGUAUUGUUGGCAGAUCAUCCUUUGUAAAUAUGUUCAGCAGUUGCACAGAUGAAUUAUAGGUAGCAGUAGAGUCAUUAAUUUACAAUGGAAUCCAUUCUCCAUUAUACAUCAGUCAGUCACUCCGACAAUUUGAUGAGUACCAUCAAUAAAAUGAGACUCGACACAGAUUUGUGUGAUGUGACUAUAGUGAUUGGCAAUUUUCGUAUCAUGGCCCAUAAGCUAGUAUUGUCUGCUUCAGCCCCAUUUUUCUAUGAGAUGUUUAAACCUUGCGAGACAAUGAAAACAAAUUCUGAAUAUCAUUUACAAGAGGUGGACGAGAUUUCAGCCCUGAAGAUAAUUGAGUUCUGCUACACAUCUGCAAUUUCUUUGGAUGAAGAGACUGCCUGGCCACUGUUAUUAGCUGCCAGGAAGUUUGGGUGUUCAGAAAUAACCAACUUGUGUUGUGAAUUUAUGACAUCAGCCCUUAAUCUAUCCACCUGUAUACAAACUCACUUGGAGGCCCACAGACAUAGUUGUGUCAGCAUGCUAAGCAGUACAAGCCAGUUUAUAAAUGACAAUUACAAAAAGUUGAAAAGUCAUUGUUCAGUUCUGAGCUUGCCAUCUAGUGAUCUGAUGGAACUGAUGAGCACCUUGAAGAAUGCUCCUUCAAUACCAACAAUGCUUCACUUGAAGUUUGCUGAGUCCUGGCUUCAGCACAAUAGUAGAGUCCGACAGCUGACAGCAAUGAUGUUAAUCCAAGAAUUCCCAGAAUUGUCAGAUGAUCUUUAUCAUUACCUCACAAUAAAUAAACAAGUUAGCAGUCAGCAAGAACUUCUUGGCAAUGAGCUAUCUAGACAAAGUCCAUCUAUUGACCAUACAAACUUGAAUGACCAGAGUGUUCCCCUUCAUAUCUGCGUGUCAUGUGGGGAUGCCUUUGUUAGCCAGCAGCAACUGUCAUCUCAUGAAAAGGUAUGUGAUGAGUCAGUCAGACCUUCCUCCUCCAGCACGCAACACAGUCAAAAGUCUUUGAUCUCCAACAGCGAUGAUACAGAUUCUGAAAGAAAAAAAAACGUCAAUCAGCCAGAUUUAGAAAAUAAGUCAUCCACCUCUGUCGUACAGUUUGAAAGUUUAUCUGCCGCCCCAAACCCUGCAGAACUUUGCAAUGGUGGGAAGGAUAAUGUAAAAACAAAUUCAGCACUGGAAUAUAAAUCUGACAGUAUGUGUGGCAGUCUUGAUGCAAAUGCUCCGGAGCCAUGUGUAUCAACUUUGAAUGAUACAAAUAAUAAUGACAUCUCUGUCGAUGACACUGAUGAUAUCAGUGAAGAAAUCGACGUUGUUAAUGACACUGAUGAAAAGGAAGUCAGCGGUGAUCAAUGCUUUAAGAUGAACUUUCUCUGUGACACUAACUUUGAUUCCAACUUUACAUUGAAAUGUCAGAUUUGCGAGCGGACGUUUACAGAGAGAAAGAUGCUAUCCAAUCAUUGGAAAUGUAUGCAUGGCAUAAAAGAGGAAAUAAAAGAAAAUAGCAACAGCCAAACCUCCGACAAAGAUGACUCGGGUAUAGCUGAUGAUAGUGAUCAUCUUCAGGACCAGCUAGCACAAAGCAAAAAGCCAAGGCUUGAAGAGGAGGAGACAUUGAAAAAGCAAGAUUUGUCAGACAUUACUGGCUUCAUGCAAUCUGAUUUACUUAAGCAGUAUCUUCAGCAGUACAAUGAUUUUACUAGAUGGUAUAUGGAGCAAGGACAGACAUGUCAGAUAUGCUCGAUGUAUCAUGCAAAGGGGUCAAUCUGUCCUAUAAACAUACAGAUGAACAAUAAACAGGCUAGUGGUAUGCAAAAUGUGGAGGCAGGUAGCGAGGAUAGUUUUGAGACAUUGACACUGGAGUCCAAAAAAUUUAAGCAGGACACCUGUAAGGUGGAGGAAGGUCCUCUAGAUAUGAGCAAGCAUUCCUCAGAGUAUCCCAAUAACUCUAGUGUGAACUCAUUGAAUAAAGGUCAAAGUGGCAGUUCUAGCCAUAGUCCUUAUUUUCCUUCCCCUAUGGAUAUCUCACAAUACUAUAGUAGCUUAGGUCAAAUCAUGGCCACUGCCCAAAGUCAUUCAUCUGAAAAGGGAGAGUAUAGCUUCUUGCAUCCUGGGGUCAAGCCCUAUCUCAGUUAUCCCCCUUCUUCCCCGUUUUCAAUGAGCUUUGAUCCCAACAUUGAGGCUUCCGGCUAUGGUUCUCAAAGUAUUGACAGAAGUUCUCCUAUGGAAUCUUUAAUGUCAUUGCACCACAAGAAGAAGGUAUCACCCAGACAGCGGCUUUUUCCAUGUACAGUAUGCAAUAGGGUUUUCUCCUACCAAGCUGCCCUGUUCACUCACAUGCGGACACAUUCCCCGUCAGUUCAGACCUAUCAGUGUUCACAGUGUCACCAAAGUUUCACCAAUGCACAAGAGCUCAAGGUCCAUUUGUGCCCUAAUGGAAUAGAAAAACCCUACACCUGCUCAAGCUGUGGUCAGACUUUUGCCAAAAACAUUCACCUGAAGCGUCAUCUUGCCACCCACUCUGGGCUCAAGCCCUAUCCUUGUUGGGUUUGUGGGAAACGCUUUAGCCGCAGUGAUCAUCUCAAGAGACACACCCAGAGCAUUCAUGCGGGGUCACGCCCUCACGGGUGCCAGGUUUGCGGCAAGGAGUUUGUCAGGAAGUAUGAGCUUAACAAACAUCUUUUGAGUCAUAACAUUGACAGCACGAGUACCAACUCUGGUAUGUUAGAUUUAAGCCAGUCUGUCCAUCAACAAACUCUUCCAAGUAAAGACUAGUAGUUAACUAGUUUUAGUAAUUUAAGAAAUAUUUUUUCAAGUGUCAAUUUCUUUAAAAUAUUAAUUCUUAAAUAAGACCAACUGUACCCAUUUAUUUCAAAAUCCACAAGCAUGGAUGUAGAGUUUGCAUAAAUAUAAAGCUUCAAAUAGAAUUUUUCAGAUACUAACAUGGAGUUGAAAUUCUGUUAAUUUAUAAUAAAAUUGUUGAUAAAUGAAAUUAGGAAAAACUUCUGAAGACACUUUGUUAUAAUGAAAUGGUUCAUUUAUUAACAAUGUGUUUGACAGUUUGUAGUAAAUUUUAUUUUUUUACAGAAAUUGUUUUCAUUUUACCUGUUUAUAUUUUCACAUUAUGGUUUGAAUCAAAUUGACAAAAUUAUCCACCUUUAAAGCCUUCAUAGAAAGUGUUUUCCACAACGAAAAUGUUAUUUAUUGCAUUAAUUGUUGUAACAGUUUUGUUGAUAUUUUGUCACCAUUUGUGCUACUCAUCUUUCCAUUUUAUGCUUUUGGAACACUAGUCAUCGUCUUAAUUAAUGUUCUUAAUGUAUUCAUGAGUAUUUGCUCUGAACACGCAGUUUAAGUAUUAGAGUCAGACAUCAUCAUAGUUAUAGUGUGCUCUCUUCUAGUCUCUACUGAUUAAAGAAUCAGAUUGAUGUCAAUAUAGAUUUAUCAAUGUGUUUCUUUUAUGUGCUUUAGACUUUACACAUUGAUGUAGAAAAAUAUGUACACACCUAGCAGAUUAUAUUUUGUAUUUGUAGCAUGAAGUGAUAAGUGAUACUAUUUUGUAUGGAGAUUAGGAACCUUUUUUUUAAUUUCAAGGUAUUAAAUAAUUAGAACAGCAUCAAACAAAACAAAUCAUUACAUUGAAAUAUCUGAAAGUCUCUGCAGCCUAUGAAAUAGUUACAAUUAUUUUAAAAUUAAUUUGUACACACCCUCCCAAGAUCAAAUCUAACAUAAAGGCCUUCCCAGAUUGGUACUUUAUAACAACCUUCCCAUCCAAAUAAGCUUUCUCAGAUCUAAGUUCCUUCCUCUGCAAGACAAUAAGUGAUUAGAUGAAAAUACUGAGCCUUAUUGUUGAUUUGAUACAUUUGUAUUUUUGCUCCAACUUAGAACAGUUAAUUUAAAGCUUGCCAAAAUUAAAGGAUGUAACUAACUCGUGCAGAGCUUUAAUUAAAUCAUUUUCUUUACUUAUUCAUUUACCUGAUGCAUUUUUCUUUCUAAAAUUUGGUCUAUAUAACAAAAUGCUGACAGUAGCUUGACUAGAUUGAUUUAGCUCAUAGAUCUAGUAGCCUACUCACAUACAAUCUAAUUUGUAUUCUGUUUUCUGGUGCAAUUGACUAAGAUAUGAAAAAUCAUGGCACUCUGGGCUAUCUUGUGUUAAAAAGAAUCUAAAAUAGUUCAGUAUAGAGGUGCAAUAAUAUGUUAGUGUCUUUUGCUGACGAAGUCAUUCUACAUGCUUAUUACCUCAAUGUUUUUUUUGUUUUUUUUUUCAAAUCUGAUAUACUUCAUUCAUCGCCAGUGCUUACCUCAUAUAUAAAUCCAAAGCUUUAUGGCUUGUUCAGUUAUGAAAAUACUCUAGACAAGUGAAUAAACUCAGUGCGCCAAUGUGAUAUCACUUGUGUCCCAUUGCCUCAAGUAUUAAGUUAUUUAUGAUGUUUAUCAAGAAUUGUGAUAGAACUAUAUCUUGUGAACAUUGCCAACUUGUCUAAUAUGCUUUCAAAUGUAUUUGCAGAUUUGUUUUUUUUUCUCCAUACGGUCAUUGUUUUUCUGUGUUUAACCUUUGAACUUGUGAUUAGCAUACAGUACCUGUUAAGUACAUGUUAAUUUUUAUAGUUUAAUUGUGCAACCAUUGAGCAUUUUAAAAUGCAUAAUAAUCAAAAAUAUAAUUUUUUUUAGACAAUAGAAGUUUUACUUUAUAUAUAUUUCUCACUAGAUUUUUUUUUAUUGUUCAACCAAAUAAUCAGAAAAAAAUGUUUAUUUUUUCUAAGUAUAUUCUAAAAUAUUUGUGUUUCUUUUUUUGAAUGUAUAUAAUCUUAUUGUUAUUAAUCUUCCUCUUCUUCUAGUCAUAAAAUUUUUUAUUUUAAACUGUUAUUUGGAUUUAAAAUUAAAAUUAUUAACUAAUGCCAUUCAAAUAUCAAUUUUAAUUCUUGUCAUAUUAUUAUGAAUUUUAAAAUAUUCAUUUCUUGUCAUUCUGCUAUUCAGGUUAUGAUUAAUAAUAUUUUUUUUAUGAAAAACAAAAGUUUUAUGGGCAGAGUACAUCUAUGUCAUAUUUGGUUACUUAUAAUGCUUCCAAAGAAAAUAGUUCUGCAUUGUCCAUUUUAUUUGCAUUCUAUUUACUGUUUUAAGAUGAAUAUAUUAUUGAGCUCUCUAUUUUUUUUAAACUUCAAGCUUUGUUUGAUUUGGCUUUGUUUUUUUUUUAAACAUUUUAAAAAUGUAUUUCUACUCAAUCUACAUUUUUUGCUGAAUUAGUUUAAAUCAAUUACUUAGUUUGAAAACUAGUUUAUGAUUAGUUUAAAUCAAUUAAUUAGUUUGAAAACUAGUGCAUGAUUAGUUUAAAGCAAUUAUUUAGUUUGAAAACUAAGAUGCAUUGUUUUGCAUUGGGAUUCAGUUUCUGGCUAAGCCACCUUUCUCUCUGUGCCAAAAUUAUGUAUUGUUGAUUACUGGUUUUAUUUUAGAUUGAACAUUAAAUUAUGAUUUUUGUUUGCUAAAUAGGGUCUCAGCCUUAUAUCCAUUCAAAUCCUUUGUUUUCCAUGGAAUUUCGAUACCAUUCUUAAUAGGAGUGAAGUUGAUGUGUUUGGUAGUUUGUUCUGUAAUUAAACUGAUACACACUUAAUAGUAAAAACAAUUCAAGCUCAAGAGACAAUUCAAGUCUCUAGAAUUAUUUAAAUGCAGACUCCUAUAAAAUGCUUGCCUCCAGUGACCAGAUCAGUUUUACUUGCCAAUAUGUUGAUGUCCGAAUGGGGGCUUUAUUUAUAACUAAUCAAAGGACUCUCAAUUAAUCCAUUGUCUAUUUCUUCAACCGCAGUUUGAAUUUCAUCAUUAUUUAUUCAUUUUACUUUCUACCUAUGUAUGAUGCUUUGAUUCUAAUCGGUGCUGUUAUAAGCACCAAAGCCCAAUGAUGGUGUGCUAUUAUAAUGAGCAAUGUAACUAGCUUAUUUCACAACAUUUUCCCCCUGAUAAUUCAAAAUGAAAUCUUUUGAAAUUCCUUGAUUAAUUUUCAGUUUAUAUAUAUUAUUGUGCAUCAUGAAGGCCAAAUAAAAAUUCCCUAUACAUUUUAGGCACAGGGAACUUUAAUUUGGCAGUGGUAUGAUUCUGGCUUUGUUAACCAGUCAGUAGUAAAAAGCAGAGACUAAUAUCGUUUUUGUUUUCUUACUCUGUAAGAUUUGCACACACCACCUACAAGUUUUUCACACUUUGAACUAAGUUGAACUCUUCACCUCACACCAUGGAACUAGUGCUAACCUGUUUUGUGUCAUUUCACAAAUUAGAAUGUCAUCUUUUUUAAAUGAAUACAAAGAAAAGCAAAUGGGCUUUAACUUCCUCUCUUCUUCUGAGUUUCUUUUGAUGGAAGACAUUCUAGGAGCAAUUAUUAUUAUAAUUCAUAUGAUAAGGUAGUAGCUUAUGAGAUCUAUUAUUUUACCAUGAAACAACACAGCAGAUAUCUCCAUUGUAUUGUAGCUUAAUAUCAAAAUGAAUUUGAGAAGAAUUGUCGUGAAUGUUUUACAUUUCUUGUUUAUGUGGUUUCAUUAUUUUUUUUUUCAAGUAUCAUAUCACUUAUUAAAGUAAACACACCACAUUGGGACUGCAUUGCUUGUUGUCUGAAUACAGAAUAUUUGUACAAUGUGACACAUUCUCUCAAAUUUAAGAAGUGUUUAUGUUCUGAUGGAUACAAAUGGGUCUAGUUGACUGCCUCUUAGAUACACUUUGGUCUAGUUGACUGCCUCUUAGAUACACUUUGGUCUAGUUGACUGCCUCCUUCUGUAAAACCAUACUGAAUUUUCACAUUGACACCCAAUGGUCUAAUGAAUGUAAUAAUGUUUGAGAGAGUUAGAUUUGACAAGCUCACCAUCUCCCCCGCUCCCAUUAAAAGACUGCCAACCAGUGGUGCAUUAGUCUCCAGUACACAUGUCCAGUAUAUGACUAACCAGAUCCCCCCCCCUCCAACCCAUUGUUUAGUAUUUGAUUGACAUAUUUGUCAAGGUUUGCAUCAUCCUCCAUAAAAGUUGUGGUUUGCUCUCUGGAGUGUGGUCCCAGCUUCACUUCUGAAGGACGUCUGCAAUUUACAAGUCUUGUCGACCUUGACCUACUGUUCAGGGCAUGUUGGAAAGAGGCUUGUGUUCCCAGUUUAAAACUUGGCAUGUUACUUUCUUGCUUGUGGUAUUGUAAUUUAUUAUGUAAAUAUGAUUUGCUCAAUCAGUAUUGUUAAAUCAUUUAUAGCCUUUUUAUUAACGCUACAUUCCUUUGUGUUGAACUUUGACCUUUGUUACCAAAGUAACAUCUGUGUUCCUUGUUUGGUUUUGUUGCUAUUUAUUCAGUAUUACUCAAUGACUUCACCAAUUCUUUUUCUUUACUGUUUUUUUAGGAUUAAAUCAAAUAUCUAUCAAA
This is a messenger RNA of Biomphalaria glabrata, 7858 nucleotides long. Its product is annotated as zinc finger protein 184-like. Gene Ontology annotation, molecular function: protein binding. Bases 566 to 3256 code for a protein of 896 amino acids. The record is from RefSeq and is a predicted model, not a curated record. The transcript has 6 exons. Lineage: Eukaryota; Metazoa; Mollusca; Gastropoda; Planorbidae.